AUGAAGAAAAAGAUUGUGAUUGAUCUUCCUGUCAACACUGAUCAAUGUAGAUCAAAAGCUAUGCAAAUUGCUGUUAGAAGUCCAGGGGUGAUAUCAGUGAAUAUAGAUAAGGAAAAAGAUCAUUUGGUGGUGAUAGGAAUUGGUGUCGAUUUCUUUAGGUUGAUGCAUUGCAUAAGAAGGAAAUUCAAGUGUUCUCGAAUUGUGAGUAUUGAAGAAGUAAAAGAAGAGAAGAAGCCCGAACCGGAAAAACCCAAGGAACCUUGUCCUUGUCCUUCAAUAUGCAAUCCAUGUGUGCAAUACUAUCCAAUAUGUCAACCCGUUUAUGACACUUACGAUAAUCCAACUUGCUCUAUUAUGUGA
Solanum stenotomum is the source of this 360-nucleotide messenger RNA. Its product is annotated as heavy metal-associated isoprenylated plant protein 47-like. The transcript has 3 exons. The record is from RefSeq and is a predicted model, not a curated record. Bases 1 to 360 code for a protein of 119 amino acids. NCBI's taxonomy places the organism in Eukaryota, Viridiplantae, Streptophyta, Magnoliopsida, Solanales, Solanaceae.